AUGACGGGUAGAACAGAAAAGUGGUCAUUUGAUGGAAGAAACCGAGGUCAAGAGGAUAUUGAAAAUUUCAGUUGUGUUCUUGGCCUCUCCAAGUGCCCUUUCAUUCAGGGAAAAGUGUUGUUAGCUCAGCCCAGGGACACUGGUUUUUCAUUUAGCCACGAUAUCAAUAGUCAUUUGGCCAGCCUCUCCAUUGCUGGAAACACGAUCCCUAUUCCCGACCCUGCUGUUGAGGCUUUCUGUGCCCUGGAUAACUUGAAAGCCAGUGUUGAAAAUCAGGGCCAGAUUAAGAUGUACAUCAACGAAGUGUGUCGGGAGACUGUGUCACUUUGCUGCAACUCAUUUCUGCAGCAGGCCGGAUUAAAUUUGUUAAUAAUCAUGACAGUUAUUAAUAACAUGCUUGCCAAGUCCGUUUCAGACUUGAAGUUUCCUUUGAUACCAGAGGGAAGUGAAUGUGCUGAGGGGCACGUUGUGAAACCCUUGAUGGGUUUGUCUGAAAAGCCAGUCUUGGCGGGGGAGUUGCUGGGAGCCCAGAUGUUGCUCUCCUUCCUGUCCCUCUUUAUCAGGAACGCAAACAGACAGCUUCUCCCAGAAAUCCCGGCCUCUUAAAUGGCCCCCUCCAACAGGAUGGGACUGAUCCACCCCGAACCAAAACCCGAUCAGUGAACCACACACUUGUGUUCUCAAUCAAAGACUCUGCAGUGGGUGCUAUUGAAGAUCCAGCCUUAGCCAAUAGCCAUAUCUCUGGGUGAAAGUUACACUUGCUAAAUCCAGGACCACUCUCUUGUUGGCCAGGCAGGGGCUCCCACAGAGCUUUGAGUAACCUCUUGGUUUUGCAGUCUGCAGGCAGUGCGCAUUGUAAAUUGCUCCCUUGCGGCCUUCUUCCUGUGGUAAAGGGAUCAUUUCAGCUGUGUGGUGAAAGGACAACAUUUUCUAGCCCGACAAGGGAUGCCUUGCCUGUGGUGGUCUCCCUGUCUAAGCUGGACCGUCUUGUGGAGACCAGGCCCAUAUGGGAGCUUGUGCCGAAAAUGCAUUGGUUGCUGCGUAGGUUGAAUUCUUUUUCAUUUACUCUCUUUUCUUCACGAGCCUAUGGAUGGUAAACCUAUUCAGCAAAAAAUGUACACUCCCCUUCUAUGAGUUGUACUGACUCAGCCUCAUCCACCAAGUCUGCAUUUUUAUGUAUCACCAAUAAAGCUGUGUGCUUUAGCUGGCAAAAACGAGAACAUGGUACUUGUCUUUGA
Molecule: messenger RNA, 1238 nt
Organism: Delphinapterus leucas (beluga whale)
Lineage: Eukaryota; Metazoa; Chordata; Mammalia; Artiodactyla; Monodontidae
Source: RefSeq, a predicted model, not a curated record